AUGUGUCAACAGCAAUUGUUCUUCCUCCAGCAACAACAAGCCCGACAAGAGCAACAGCAGCAAGAGGGGAUGAUGUGUCAAUACCAGCUCUUCCAUAUGCAGCAGCAGCAGAAUCAGAGCUUGUUCGCCCCUUCUCAGCCGGUGACAGCUCGACCCACCGGCUUUGGGUCAAAUGACCCAUUCGCGCCUUCCACGGCUCCAUCCGGAUUCAAUCCCUCCCCCAGACCUACCCAGCAAGAAGGCCCAACCUCCCAGAAACGUACGAGACCCACUCUCCCUCACGCGUGUCCUCCUUGUCUUCCUCCCCUCCGCCCACGCAAAAUCAAAUCCAGAACCGGCCGAUCUAGGUUGAGACGAAGAAAGGGCUGGGCGAGAACGAGGCACAUUUAUUUGGCUGCGUUAUUCGCCAAUCGGGAUGAUGGACAUGAUACGUUUGGGAAUAUGGGUGCUUUGAGGUACGGAUACACUGAUCCUGGGAGGCAGAUUGUGGCGCAGAGGACGACAUAA
Laccaria bicolor S238N-H82 is the source of this 507-nucleotide messenger RNA. RefSeq lists its product as uncharacterized. Lineage: Eukaryota; Fungi; Basidiomycota; Agaricomycetes; Agaricales; Hydnangiaceae. The record is from RefSeq and is a predicted model, not a curated record. The transcript has 3 exons. Bases 1 to 507 code for a protein of 168 amino acids.